Schistocerca gregaria is the source of this 4137-nucleotide messenger RNA. Its product is annotated as fidgetin-like protein 1. Bases 73 to 1911 code for a protein of 612 amino acids. The record is from RefSeq and is a predicted model, not a curated record. The transcript has 2 exons. NCBI's taxonomy places the organism in Eukaryota, Metazoa, Arthropoda, Insecta, Orthoptera, Acrididae. Gene Ontology annotation, molecular function: ATP hydrolysis activity; ATP binding.
UCCAUUUUUUUUGUUCCCCGAAAAAGGUGCUGAGGAAAAAAUAAUAUCGUCCCGUCUGUUUAAGAGAUCGGCAUGAAAAAUAACACUUCCGAGCCGACUAUGAAAAUAGAUUGGGACAAGCUUGCUUUAUCAGAUUUAUUGAAGAGAUAUCUAGACUUGUAUAGUUUGUAUUAUAAUAGACGAGAUGCCAAACAAGAUAGCUCGUUACUUGUGUUACUUCGGUAUAUGCUUUACAUGUGCAUGUGCGAGGAACAGAUGUUGAGUUCUAGUGUUUUUCAACCGGAGCCUGCUGUCUUGGAGUCGUUGGCGUAUCUUAGUGAAUUCUGCAUGAAUAAUUUGUGCACACAUUCUUCAAAUUUUGUGGACGAUAUUUUCUCUCUUUGUGUAAAAUCAGACUCGGACUUUUUGUCGAAACAAUUGAAGGCACCUCCAGAUUCGGUACGAAAGGAGCAUUUUUUGAAGUGGAUACCUGAAAACAUUGAUGGAGUAGAUGCUUAUUCUUUUGAAGAUGCUCCGAGUCUGGCGCAAGAUGGCUUGUUGCCGAGCAGUAGCUUCGGCAGUGGACCGGAUGCGGCUACGGACUUGAUCACCCCAAAUAGUAAUAAACGCGCAUAUGAGGGGAUAACAGUCGGCAUGGACAAGAAUCAAUCUCCUUCGGUACUAGAGAGUCAAAAUAUGACAAGUGGUUCUUGGCCGAAUUUUUCAAAAAAAAAACAGCGGAAUUAUAUUUAUGGCCGCGAAGAUUAUGCAACGGUGACCACCACAGAAAGUCAUGAAAGAUCCAAUGAGUUCCACACUGCGCUGAGCAAAUAUGAGCGAGAUCAGGAGCUCAAGCAUGGAAAGUCCCUUCCAGCUACAUGGCAGCAACAGAAGAAGAAGAAACGUCAAUUUCGUUCACCGCUCAUUUCGAGCGAGGAAGAAGAUGAUCAAGGGGAUGAAGAGAGAAAGAAAGAUCGGUCUAGAAUUGAUACAAGCACAUCAUUAAAAAAGAAUAAUUCAGCGAUUGAGGAAUUUAAGGGGAUUGAUCCUGAAAUUGCUGAGCGAGUUCUGAACGAGAUCCUUGACAUGAAACUUAAUGUGCACUGGAAUGAUAUUUCUGGUUUGGAUGAUGUGAAACAAGUUUUGCAUGAGAUGAUUAUUUUACCCAGCAUGCAUCCGGAAAUGUUCCGGGGGUUGAGAACACCACCACGCGGCCUCUUGUUAUUUGGUCCACCGGGAAAUGGCAAGACGAUGAUUGCAAAGGCAAUCGCGACGGAGGCUAAAAUGACUUUCUUUUCAAUUUCUGCUUCCGUUCUUUGUAGCAAGUGGAUAGGGGAAGGUGAGAAAACGAUGCGAGCAUUGUUUACGAUUGCAAGAGCUAAGGCACCGGCAUUUGUAUUCAUCGAUGAGAUUGACUCGAUAUUGUGUGCUAGAAGUAGUGAAGAAAAUGAAAGCAGUCGAAGACUUAAAAACGAAUUUUUGCUUCAGUUUGAUGGAGCAACCACAUCUUCAGAGGAUGCGGUAAUUGUGAUGGGUGCUACUAAUCGUCCGUUCGAUUUGGACGAUGCAGCUAGAAGACGAUUGCCUAAACGGAUCUAUGUGCCUCUGCCAGAAGAAAAAACCAGGAGUAAACUACUAAGAAACUUAUUGCACAACGAGAAGCAUUGUCUCACAGAAGAACAAAUAGAGAAAAUAGCGCAACAUUUAGAAGGAUAUUCGUGCAGCGACAUUCACCAGAUUUCUCAGCAUGCAGCUAUGGGUCCGGUCCGCGACAUUAUGAAGGCUGGUACAGGGAAAAUCUUGGGUGAACUUCGGCCAAUCUGCUACGAAGACUUCCUUAAAGCAAUUAGCAUGAACAGACCAAGCGUUGCAUUGGAAGAAUGCAAAUUGUACGAAGAAUUUGCAGAAAAGUUUGGUACAAAGGGAUUUUGAAUAGCCGAUUUUCGAUGGUCUUUUCAGACUAGAAGAGUGUUGUGUGUUUUGAAAACCGAGGUGUUUUCAUGAACGGGUUGGAUAUGAGGUGAAUUGGAACGUUUGGUUGAUUUUGUGCGCAAAGGGACAGUAGAUUGAUAGCUUUGCGUAAAGAAAGGACAAAAGUGCGCUUUAAAAACGGCAUCUAUAGGACAGGUGAGUGUAUUAGAAGUGUGUUGGGCUUUUGAAAAGAUAUGUUAUGCUAGUGGAUUGAAGUAAGCUGCUUGACAGACUUGCGAGGCUGCGAGAAGUUUUUGGGCCUUAUCUGUUUUUAAUUGUACCGACCGUGUGUAGCGAGAGAGAAGGUGUUUUUCAGUAGGACGAGUUAAGCUCAGCUGGUGCUGUUAUGAACAUGCUGAUAAACUGAUAACGUCUUGUUCAAAUAGAGGCUCAAAGAGUUGGAUAAAUAAUGUUGUUGAAUUGUCUAAAUCUAAAAAGAUGGCACCCACAAUGGAUUCAAAUAAGGUGCCAAAAUACCUGUUUGACAGAUUUUUUAUGGCUUCAGGUUGUGUUGGGGAUGAGAUGUUAGACAACUCAUCGACCAAUCCAUAUUCGGUAACUAAUUUGGUAAAAUGAGAAUUAGAGACUAGUUUGCUGCAGAUGGCAGAUGCCUGACUUGGUUUGACAAAGGGGCAAUUUUUGAAAAUGCACCACAUGACAAGCAAAUCUAAGCAACUAUCGCCUAGUAAUGCGAGUUUGCGAUUUGCUGCUUUGGACUUUGCGUAGAUGAUUCGCAAAUAGGAGCGUAAUAUGCGCAUACGCGAGUUUUUAUGGAGUCGGAAGUCCUGUCUGUUUGUGCAUAAUUUCAGACUGUCUGUCAAGUGUUCGGUUGAAAAAGUGCAGGCCAUUUCGUUGGUGACAGCAGCGUUGAAUAAUUGCUUGUGUUUAGGUGAAAUUUUAGACAGAAGUUCUCUUGCCUUCUCAAUUCCACCAGAUAUGAAAGAGGCACAUAACAGGGCUUCGAUUAGCCCGGCCUUUUCAUGCAUUGAGAGCUGGGAAUAAUUUGGCAAUUUCUUGCCUCGAUGCUGAAAGUCGACUGCCACAUCCAACUUCAUAUCUUCGAAAAUGCCAGCCAGGAAUUGGUUUUUUACCAGAGAGACGCAUCUGUGAUCGAUUUCACCUACAGAAGAGCAAACGCCGAACAAUGACAAGGUUGUGAUAUAAUUCAAAACGCUAUCGCCUAGCGAUGAGAGGUGCUUGUAAUUCGAUUUUUCGGACAAGGAUACAUCCGUUAGUGCUUCGUUCGCUAAAUCCACUGAAAUUUGCACUCCAAUUUCCAAUCUUAUAAAGUGGAAUACGUAGACGAGUCUUUUGUACUGCUCGAAAAUGGGGAUUAGGGUGGACCCUCGGAAAAGGAAGUCCAAAUCCAGGGGAUAAACGAUCAUGAAUUCUGGAGACAGCAGCGUCUUGUUGCGCACUGAGAUGCCUUCUUCUUCAAAAAGGCACAGUUUUUUGUGGUUGAGAGUGAAUUCUCGAACACUUGCCAUCCGCCCUAGCUGGUCCUCUACCUUGAUCAUGUAGGUUUUGUUCAUGUAAUCUAAAUACGACUCAUUGUUGAACGAAUGUUUAUCCGCCGUGACCUCGCUCAUACCUUCGAAAAUAUAGCCCUUCUUGCUGUAUGUUGUGCGGACGAUUGACCCAGGCUGCGUGAGAGGAGAAAACCGAGAAUAUUCUGAGGUUUUCAAAAAAGGAAUGUUCAGUGACUCUCUGUCGACAUCGAGGUUGGGUGCUGGUCCGAGAAUGACAAGCAGGUACAAAUCCUCGGCUCGUUCCUUUACGAAAUCUUUCCACUCUGUGUCUUGAAUCAGCUGAUCGUAUUCAAGCAUAUCUGAUUUGCGCAGGAACAUCCAACACAUCGCAGCAUGAAACAUGAAAAUGGAUUCAAAAAGCAAAACAUUGAUGGAUAUGCAUGAUUUUAUCUUUGUGACGCUAAUCGACAGCCCGCAACUGCAAUCAAAUGAACGGUCAAGGAGAUAUGAAGUCUCUAGACGAGGUGCUAUAAAACCCCAUUUUUUAGUAUCUUGGCAAUCAAGAGCGAGUUUGUUCAUGAUUUUUUUUGUAUUCUGGCCCAAGUCGACAUGUUUUUUGCAGACACAUGUUCUGAGCUGUUCCUUUUGCGCAUCACGCAAAACAACUGAAUUGUCUGAAUCAAAGUUGUAUUUUAUUUUAAAAACAUCAUAAUCCAUA